Molecule: messenger RNA, 2476 nt
Organism: Blepharisma stoltei
Lineage: Eukaryota; Ciliophora; Heterotrichea; Heterotrichida; Blepharismidae
Source: the annotation of a GenBank genome assembly
AUGAUUCUUAUUUUUCUUCUUUACUUUUCCAAUGGAUUAACUCUCUUAAUAAACCUAAAAAUGGGUGGCAAAGGUAAGAAGAAAAGAGAUACCCCAGAAUCCUUCAAAGAAAAAGGUAACUCUGCCUUUAAUAUGCGCGAUUUUUCACGAGCUCUUGAAUCAUACUCAAAAGGUUUAGAACUAGACCCAAACCAUGCCACCCUGCUUACAAAUCGAGCAUCAGUUUAUAUAGAACUCCAUAGAUAUGAAGACGCCAUCACAGAUUCUGCUAAAGCAAUAGAAGUUGACCCAAGCUGAAUCAAAGAUAAGAUUAGGAUUAAAAAGUUUAAAGAAUUCCAGACUUGAUGCUCCACAUCCUUACGACCAUCGGAGCCUGCUUGCUGGAGGAAUUCAGUCAUAUGAACCCUGUCUCAACAGCGGUCUACUUCAGGAACCUUGGGUGGACCGAUUUCCUGAGUCUCGAUAGUUUUAUGAAUCCUCUUCCUCCACGUCAUUCAGGUGCUAUAGAGGCAAAGCCACCUGAUGCCUCCAGCCAACCACCUGGGGGGAUGUGACACGUAGGAAAAAAGAAUUACGGCCCUCUAGAACUUGCACGGCCCCAAAAGCUAUCCGAAUAACUAAUACCUUGACUGGAAUUGCCAUUAGCUGAUUUCCAAGACUUAUCAAACCCAUAAGUCACUCUAGGCAAUUCAAGGGUUAGGAUUAAAGGGCAUGAGCCUUUGCGUAUGCUAUAAAGCAAUUUGGCGCCAAAAAUGGUACAUCUUCAAGGACACAUUUGUCGCCACCAUCAUAUUAAAUAUACUAAAUCAAAGGUUACUUGCGUAUGGCUUUAGCCUUACGAGAGUUAAGCAGAUUCCACGAAGCCAUUGAUUUUGUGCAUCGUGGACUUACAAUUAAGCCUGACUUUGAAGAACUCUUAAUCUUGCAAAAAGGCAUUGAAGAAGAUUUAGCAAUAGAAACAGCUCUUCCUUUAGAUCACCCAGAAAGAGUCAAAUUUGAUAACUUGAUUAAGUGGCUGCUUGAUGGAGGAGCCCAAUUCCCCAAGCUAAAAUUAAGAUUUUAUUCAAAAGACUACAGAGGCGUCCACAGUACCACUUUUAUUGCAAAAAACGAAACCAUCGUAAUAAUCCCAAGAACUCAUAUCAUUACUUUAGAAAUGGCCAAAGCAACCCCAAUUGGGCAAAAAAUGGUCGCAGCCAAUCUAAACUUGUUGUCUCCUAAACAUUCCUUUUUAUCGUCCUUUAUUUUACAAGAAAAAGCUAAAGAAGAAAGCUGGUGAAAGCCUUAUUUAGACAUUUUGCCUGAGUCUUAUUCUAAUUUUCCAAUAUUUUAUACAGAAGAAGACAAAGAAUGGCUGACUGGCUCUCCUUUUCUAGACCAAGUAAACGAAAAAAUUCAAGAUAUAGAAGAAGAUUAUAACGCUAUUGUAGAAGCUGUCCCUGAGUUUGCAGAAUUUCCAUUAUUUGAAUUUUCUAAAAUCAGAAUGGGAGUCAGUUCUAGGAUUUUUGGCAUGCAGAUUGACGGGAAUAAAACUGAUGGCUUUGUACCUCUGGCUGAUAUGUUAAACCAUAGAAGACCAAGACAGACCACGUGGUCUUAUGAAGACUCAAAAAAUGGAUUUGUUAUUGAAGCUAUGGAAGAUAUAGAAAGAGGACUGGAAGUUAUGGACAGUUAUGGGAAAAAAUGCAACUCAAGGUUUUUAUUAAAUUAUGGAUUUAUUGUGAGGAAUAAUGACGCCAAUGAGUACCCAUUUAAAUGCAAGCUGAGGGAGGAUGACCCGAAUUUGAUGACAAAAAGAAAUUUAAUUGAUGGAAGCUUGUCACAGACUUUUAGGGUGCAGGCUGAUGAAAAAGAAAACAUUUUUAGUGACUUUUUAGGGUUUUUGAGGUUUGUGGAGCUUAAUGAUAUAUCGAUUUUGCCGAGGAUUAUGGAGGAAUGCCAAGAAGAAGAGCAGCCAGGGUUUAAACCAAGAAAAAUUAAGCCAAUUUCUUUGGCAAAUGAAAGAAGAGUGCUGCAGCAUGUGCAAAAAUUAGCUAAAAAUGGCAUAGAUUUGUACCCUGAAACUUUAUAUUCAUUAUAAUGAAUUUGCAAUUUUUUUAAAAAAUAAUUCAAAAAUAAAAAUUUAUUAGGAAAAAUAUAAGCCUAUCUUUAAAGACCAAAAUAUUAAAUUUAAAGCCACAUUUUCUAUUCUCUCUAUGUAUUUUAAUAUUUAAAAUAGUUAUUAGAACUUCUAUUUAAAUAAAAAGAAAUAGAAUCAGAUGCUCAAAUUUUAUUAAGAGAAGAUUUAACUGAAAAUCAAAGAAAUUGUGUCUUAAUGAGACAAGGGGAAAAACAAAUUUUAGAUUGGUAUUUUAAAUUUGCUGAACAAGCUUUAGCUCUUUUAGACUUGGAAAGAAAAGAUGUCAAAAAAGCAGCGAAAGGGAGUCCUUAUGAGUCUUACUUAACACACAGCAUAAUACCUUUGUUAGGAAAAUAA